AUGCGACAUCACCCCAAUCAUGGUGACUCCGUGACACCACUGGAGGGCAUUUCUGCCAACGACUCCGACAUAGAGCGGGCUCAGGUAGCCGAGGUCAACAAAAUCAACGAUGACACCAAGGACAGGUUACCGCCACCGGUCGCAAGCGAUGAAAAAGGAGUUCUCAACACCGUCGAAUUACUCCUGAAUGUUGAUGCACUUGAGUCGACUUUCCGAAUCUCAGAUUACCUGCAGAAUAAUGGCAUUGAAGGAUUGCCGGCAGGUUCAUAUCCAACGGCGAUAGACGCCAAAUAUCAGUCGCCAUUCGCAUGGACGCUUAAGAAGAAAACCACGGUACUGUUCGGAACAUUCAUUGCUUCUACGCUGGCAGCAUAUUCUGCAGGCGGAUACGCCAUGGCUUCAGAACCCUUGACCCAGAAAUGGGACAUCUCAAAUACAGAGUUCAACGUGGGUAUCACGCUUUUCGUCCUCGGGUUCGGUUUCGCACCAAUGAUCCUUGCCCUGAUCAGCGAGAUCUACGGUAGAUACUGGGUUUUCGUUGGCUCAGGCGCGGUCUUCUUCUGCGGCACUCUGGGCUGUGCAAUCACCGCAUCUUUUCCAGGGAUGCUCGUGUCACGGCUUAUUGUUGGCAACGGCGCAUCAGUCUUUGCUACCCUGACCGGAGGGGUUGUAGGCGAUGUCUUUCACAAGGAAAAUCGCAACACGCCGAUGGCUCUGUACUCUCUGUCCAUCAUGAUUGGAACUGGCCUCGGGCCCAUGAUGAGUGGAAUCAUCGUCGACCAUCUUCACUGGAGAUGGAUCUUCUACGUGCAGAUGAUCACGGUCGGGACCACAACAUUGGCUCUGUUCUUCUUCUUUGACGAGACAAGAAGCAACGUGGUAUUGAGGAAGAAGUGCGUUGCCUUGAACAAGCACUUCGAGGAUAUCAUUCUGCAUCGCACAGCAUCAUCGACCACUGCAGAUGGACCUAUUCUCCAGUCAGAACUCCAGCCAAGCAUGAAUACUCCCGUUCGGGUUCAAUUUCGGGAACAUUUUGAGGGCCCGGAACUGGAUUUAAGCAUCAUAUGGCGGAGCUUCUCGUUUCCCCUCAAGCUGCUCUUCACGGAAUCGGUUGUCUUCUGGUUCUCGGCCUGGGUCUCCUUCGCAUGGGCAAUUCUCUUCAUGCAAUUCAACAGCAUCGGCCUCGCAUUUCGGUCUACAUAUGACUUCAACAGCAGUCAGGUUGGUGGUGUUUACACCGCUGUCAUCGUCGGGUCAAUCUUGGGCGCAGUCAUCACCAUCUUUCAGGACCCAGUCUUCAGGAAGCUCAUGCCUCGCCAGAUGGCCACUCCUGAAGGCCGGUUGUAUUCCGCCUGCAUCGAAUCCUUAUUCCUUCCCAUCGGACUAUUCUGGUUCGGCUGGAGCACAUCAAAAGAUAUCCACUGGAUUGUCCCUGCUCUGGCAGUUUCUUCGGUGACGAUUGGUAUCUUCACGAUCUAUCUAGCAGUAUUCAACUAUCUCGCCGACAUCUAUCAUCGUUACGCGUCAUCGGCUCUUGCAGCCCAAUCGAUGUGUCGGAACCUGUUGGCUGGUGUAUUCCCCCUAUUCACGAACACCAUGUUUCAGAAACUGGGCUUUGGGCCAGCUGGUAGCUUGCUGGGUGGGAUUGGCCUGCUGUUGUCCCUCGUUCCGUGGUUGCUGUGCAUCUGUGGGGAAAAGAUCAGAGGUCGGAGCCCAUUCGCUGGUCAACUCAAGUCUGCUUGA
Colletotrichum chrysophilum is the source of this 1743-nucleotide messenger RNA. RefSeq lists its product as uncharacterized. The transcript has a single exon. The coding region runs from base 1 to 1743 and encodes 580 amino acids. The record is from RefSeq and is a predicted model, not a curated record. Gene Ontology annotation, biological process: transmembrane transport. Gene Ontology annotation, molecular function: transmembrane transporter activity. Lineage: Eukaryota; Fungi; Ascomycota; Sordariomycetes; Glomerellales; Glomerellaceae.